AUGGAAACUCUCUCUGAAGCCUACAGAGAACACCCUCUCCACCUCCGUCAUAUUAUCCCCUUAGACUUUUCUUCAGUCCUUAGCUUACCAGAUUCCCACUCAUGGUCUCUAUCUCAAGAUAAUGAUUAUUUUUCGUUCAAGGAUACUUCAUCAUCAUCCAUACCCAUCAUAGACCUCAUGGAUCCUAAUGCUAAGGAACUCAUAGGCCUUGCAUGUGAACAAUGGGGUGCUUUCCAAAUAAAGAAUCAUGGCAUACCCUUAAGUGUUAUUGAAGGGGUUGAAAAUGAGGCAAAGCGUCUCUUCUCUCUUCCCUCUGAGCAGAAGUUGAAGGCCCUUAGAUCUCCCGGUGGUGCCACUGGCUAUGGCAGAGCAAGGAUAUCACCAUUCUUCCCAAAGUUCAUGUGGCAUGAAGGAUUUACCAUCAUUGGUUCUCCCUCUCAUGAUGCCAAAAAGAUAUGGCCUAAUGAUUAUGCACGGUUUUGUGAUUUGAUGGAGAAUUAUGAGAAGCAGAUGAAGUUUAUAGCAGAGCGACUAACAGAGAUGAUGUUGGAGAUGUUGGAGAUAAGUGAGGAGAAAAGAGAAUGGGUUGGUGGAAGCAACAUUUGUGGUGCGGUUCAGUUGAAUUUCUACCCGACAUGUCCCGAACCGAACCGAGCCAUGGGUUUAGCCCCUCACACCGACACCUCUCUCUUCACAAUCUUACACCAAAGCCAAACCACAGGUCUUCAAAUAUUUAGGGAAGAAAAUGGGUGGGUUCCAGUGCAACCACACCCUAACGCCCUGGUCGUUAACACAGGCGAUCUCUUACACAUCAUUUCCAAUGCAAGGUUUCGAUGUGCUCUUCACCGCGUCACUGUGAAUAGGACCUUCCAACGUUACUCUGUGGCUUAUUUCUACUCUCCACCCAUUGAUUAUCUGCUUUCUCCUAUGCCCACUUCAUAUCUCAACUCUGUUCAACGUUUUCGUCCUGUCACUGUAAAAGAGUACAUUGGAAUUAAGGCCAAGAAUCUUGGAGAAGCACUUUCUUUCAUUAGUAUUUAA
This is a messenger RNA of Abrus precatorius (Indian licorice), 1041 nucleotides long. RefSeq names its product gibberellin 3-beta-dioxygenase 1-like. The transcript is spliced from 2 exons. Bases 1 to 1041 code for a protein of 346 amino acids. Lineage: Eukaryota; Viridiplantae; Streptophyta; Magnoliopsida; Fabales; Fabaceae. Gene Ontology annotation, biological process: response to light stimulus; gibberellin biosynthetic process. Gene Ontology annotation, molecular function: gibberellin 3-beta-dioxygenase activity. The record is from RefSeq and is a predicted model, not a curated record.